Messenger RNA from Chinchilla lanigera (long-tailed chinchilla), 3389 nucleotides. It is a transcript of the gene Fgr, whose product is annotated as FGR proto-oncogene, Src family tyrosine kinase. Lineage: Eukaryota; Metazoa; Chordata; Mammalia; Rodentia; Chinchillidae. Gene Ontology annotation, molecular function: ATP binding; non-membrane spanning protein tyrosine kinase activity; signaling receptor binding. The transcript is spliced from 13 exons. The record is from RefSeq and is a predicted model, not a curated record. Gene Ontology annotation, biological process: protein phosphorylation; cell surface receptor protein tyrosine kinase signaling pathway; integrin-mediated signaling pathway. Gene Ontology annotation, cellular component: extrinsic component of cytoplasmic side of plasma membrane. The coding region runs from base 278 to 1861 and encodes 527 amino acids.
GACAGCGAAUUCUCCCCGCCGCCGCCGCGGCCGCCACCGCAAGAAGAGAAGUCCGAGUCGCUUCCUGCUCCCUGCCCAGAGGGGGCGGCGGGCGCACGCAGGCAGCACCCCGGUUCCCCCCCACGUCGUCCGCACUUGUGGCUGCUGGGAGCCGGGGCUCACUGGCCCCAGCUGGGUCAGACGCGAGCUCCCCUCGGACCAGGUCUCUGCCCCUCCCAAGGACCAUGCUGCAGCCCUGCUGACCCAGGAGUAGGGGCCUGAGGGCAGGGUACCCGGCAUGGGCUGUCUGUUCUGCAAGAAGUUGGAGCCAGGGUCCAAGGAGGAUGUUGACCUGGAAGAGAAAUUCCGGAGCCACGGGGCUACGGAUCGCUACGGCCCUGACCCCACUCGGUCCUGGCCCGCAUCCUCCUUUGCCCAGAUCCCCAACUACAACAACUUCUCCCCUCAGCCCACCAACCCCAGCUUCCUCGACGCCGGCACCAUCAGGGGCAUCUCAGGGACUGGGGUGACCUUGUUCAUCGCCCUGUAUGACUAUGAGGCCCGGACAGAGGAUGACCUUACCUUCACCAAGGGAGAGAAGUUCCACAUCCUGAAUAAUACUGAAGGUGACUGGUGGGAGGCUCGGUCCCUCAGCUCUGGACAAACUGGCUACGUUCCCAGCAACUAUGUGGCCCCUGUGGACUCCAUCCAAGCUGAAGAGUGGUACUUUGGGAAGAUCGGGAGGAAGGAUGCUGAGAGGCAGCUGCUGUCACCAGGCAACCCCCAGGGGGCCUUCCUCAUCCGGGAGAGUGAGACCACCAAAGGCGCCUACUCCUUGUCCAUCCGUGAUUGGGACCAGACCAGAGGCGAUCAUGUAAAGCAUUACAAGAUCCGCAAACUGGACACCGGUGGCUACUACAUCACUACACGGGCCCAGUUCGAGUCCGUGCAAGAGCUGGUGCAGCACUACAUGGAAGUGAACGAUGGGCUGUGCUACCUGCUCACCGCUGCCUGCACCACCAUGAAGCCGCAGACACUGGGCCUGGCCAAGGACGCCUGGGAGAUCAGCCGCAGUUCCAUCGCUCUGGAGCGCAGGCUGGGCACCGGCUGCUUCGGGGAUGUGUGGCUGGGCACGUGGAACGGCGCCACGAAGGUGGCGGUGAAAACCCUGAAGCCAGGCACCAUGUCCCCGAAGGCCUUCCUGGAGGAGGCGCAGAUCAUGAAGCUGCUGCGUCACGACAAGCUGGUGCAGCUGUACGCAGUGGUGUCGGAGGAGCCCAUCUACAUCGUAACCGAGUUCAUGUGCCACGGUAGCUUGCUGGAGUUCCUCAAGGACCAGGAGGCCCAGGACUUGAGGCUGCCCCAGUUGGUGGACAUGGCAUCCCAGGUAGCUUCGGGCAUGGCCUACAUGGAGCGCAUGAACUACAUCCACCGAGACCUGAGGGCCGCCAACAUCCUGGUGGGGGAGCGGCUGGCGUGCAAGAUCGCUGACUUCGGGCUGGCCCGCCUCAUCACGGAUAAUGAGUACAACCCCCAGCAAGGGACCAAGUUCCCCAUCAAGUGGACAGCCCCAGAGGCCGCCCUCUUUGGCAGAUUCACCAUCAAGUCGGACGUGUGGUCCUUUGGGAUCCUGCUCACUGAAAUCAUCACAAAAGGCCGAGUCCCCUACCCAGGCAUGAUUAACCGGGAAGUGCUGGAACAGGUGGAACGCGGCUACCACAUGCCGUGUCCCCCGGGCUGCCCAGCGUCCCUGUAUGAGGCCAUGGAACAGACCUGGCGGCUGGACCCAGAGGAGAGACCCACCUUCGAGUAUCUGCAGUCCUUCCUGGAAGACUACUUUACCUCCACAGAGCCACAGUACCAGCCUGGGGAUGACACAUAGCUCAAACAGCCACCAGCCACCUCUUGGGUGGUGCCCACCGGACUCUGCCAGUCCUCAGGGCUCUGAUCCCAAAGUCCCCAGGUAUAGAACCCUACAGUGUUCCAGUGUGUCGGGGGAGACUGAGUGCUCUGAGCUCUGAGCCCAUCUAGGGCAACCCACUCCUUUUACAGAUGGAGGAGAUGGGUGCUGACAGGGCGCUUCUCAUCCACUCUGCCCCCAAACACUGCUUCUCCUCUUCUCAACUCGGACCCUCCAUGCCCCUCGCCUCUUUCCCCUGCCUCCUCAAAAUGCUUAUACCUUGUCUAGUUAUUUAUGAAAUUGUAUAUCCCUUCACUCACUUAUGUCCUACCCCUGCGUUCCUGCCCUCCUGUCUUCCCAUUCUGGUCCAGGACACAAGAAUUUACCUCCUACUCCCAGUUCUCUUGUGUCUGUAAGUUACAAAUAUGGGCAGGAUUUACUGGACUCCUUUCCUCCUGGCUAGAAGCUGUGGUCCAGGCCCAGGUUUGGGCUCAGCACCUCUCUGAAGAGUGUGUGUGUUUAUUGAUGAUGUAAAUAAGGAAAAUAACAACAUGAGACUUUGAACCAGGAAAAUUCCCUGAAGCUUCCUUUGGAAGGGGUGAUGGUUGGUGGGAGGUGAACAGGAUAAGUUUGGUUAUUGGAAGCAGGAAAGAAAGGUGAGAGAGUGCCCUAAUGCCUACCAAGCACAGGACGCAAAAGGUGUGGAAUUUUAGGAUGACACCCCAAAAUCCUGCUGGCCGUCUCCAUGUGAAUUUAGGAUGAUUUGAAAGAUGGACACAAAAGACAGGCAACCAGAGAUAAAUCAAAAUGUCCCCCGCACUGCUGAUGUGGCUUUCAGUCUGUGCACAAUGGAUUUGCUGAUUCUUCACCUGAUUUCAGCAGAUUUGCCAGUCAUCACAGGCGUGUGGGGACAACCUUUGGGCUCCCUCAGCAGAGGCAGAAGAGAAGAUCACAGCUGGCUCUGCAGCUAGCAGGUUCCCCCAAAAAGGACGCAGAAGGAGGGAGGAAGGGGAGAAUUUUGUCUAGCUUAGUGGAUCUCACUAAGGGAGUUCUGCCCCCAGAGAGCUUCUGAAGCAGUGUGCAAGCAGUUUUGUUUGUUACAGUGACCAGGGGCUCCUACUUGCUGGAAUCAGGGAUUCUAAACAACCUGUAAUUUCCCACCCUCCUUUGAGAAACCGGAACUAAUAUGUCUCCGUGUGGAAACAUGGGGAGCGGAGAAUAAGGAUUCCCACCUCUCAGGUCAGGAAGUGUUUGUUGACCCUGGGACUUGUUAAGGGAAUGGAUGGGAAGGAAGUCUGGAAGCUCAGAAUCAGUGCUGCAAUUGCCAAACAGUUCCUAGGCAUUGAUUCUGUGGUGGGCCCUUUGCUAAGCAGGAGGCCGGGAACAUGAACAUGAGCACGAUCUGUGCCUGCCUUGGAAGAGUUCAGCUGGGCUGGGGAGGAAUAAUAGUAAUAAGAACAACUCAUUUAUUGUCUGCUGCAUGUCAGAUGUGUUUAUAUCCUUUGUAAAA